Messenger RNA from Closterium sp. Naga37s-1, 1212 nucleotides. NCBI's taxonomy places the organism in Eukaryota, Viridiplantae, Streptophyta, Zygnematophyceae, Desmidiales, Closteriaceae. The record is from the annotation of a GenBank genome assembly.
AUGCUCCCUUCUCUCUCGCCCGCAGUAUCCCUUCCCUUGCCUCUCUGGCUCGCUCCAGGCUGUGCAUCAGCCCGCUGCCCCCCUCUCUGCUGUCGCGUUGAUCCCAUCCUCCCUCACCGUCACGUCUUCCAUCACGUUGCCCAUACCGGCCAGGCGAGCGAGACCCACCGCCGCGCCUUUCAUUCUCGCUCUGUUGCUUGUGCUGCGAGCGGUAUCCGCCUCCCCUGUUUCCUUCAUGCCGCAGGUGCCGUUCGGGCGAGCGGUAGCCGCCUCCGCGCCUCUCCUCUCGAGAGUCAUACGGAUCUGGUGAGCGCGAAUCCCCUCCGCUUCUCCAGUCGUGAUACUUCCGAGGAUCUGGCGAGCGCGCGUUGCCUCCGCGCCCACUUUCCCUGUGCUGUCGCGGCUCUGGCGAGCAGUGGCCGCCUCCUCGCCUCUCCUCACGCAGCGGCCGCAAUUCUGGCGAGCGGUAACCGCUUCCUCGCCUCUCGUCAUGCUGCCGCCGUGGCUCUGGUGAGCGCACGCCGCCACCGCGCUCCCCGUCACGGUUCUGCCGCUGAUCUGGCGAGCGCGCGCCGCCACCACGUCUCCCAUCACGAUACAGCUGCGGAUCUGGCGAGCGUGCACCGCCGCCGCGUCCCCCGUCACGAUGCAGCCGCGGAUCUGGCGAGCGCGCACCACCGCCGCAUCCCUUUUCGGGAUACAGCCGCGGAUCUGGCGAGCGCGCACCGCCUCCGCGUCCUCCGUCACGAUUCAGCCGCGAAUCCGGCGAGCGCACGCCGCCGCUGCGACUCUCGCCCCUUUGUUGACGCGGAUCUGGAGAGCGCGAGCCACUGCCACGCUUCCCGCCGUCACCCUUCUCUCCGCCGCGCGGCUGGUCUCGACGGGCAUUUCGCGCUGCUCGCCUGCGCCUUCCUUCUGGGAUUCAUGUGUGAGGCGUUUUGCAAGUGGGACGACCCGGCCCAGGUGGAGAAAUCGGUGCCUUUCUUCAAGGCGCUGGGCGGGCGGCACCUCAACUACGGCAUUGAUGGCAACGACUUUCCGGUAUUUCGAACGGGGUUCAUGAAGGCACUGAAGAAGGCGUUUGGAGAGCGGUGGCAUGGGGAGCUGGAAGGUGCAUGGUGUGCCGCCUUUGACAUGCUGGAGGGGGUUGCUAGCACCGGCAUGGCGGAGGGCGGGGGGUUCAAGCGAGUGCCCGCCUUCAUGCUCGCAUGA